Sarcophilus harrisii (Tasmanian devil) is the source of this 1042-nucleotide messenger RNA. Its product is annotated as activator of basal transcription 1-like. Gene Ontology annotation, biological process: endonucleolytic cleavage to generate mature 5'-end of SSU-rRNA from (SSU-rRNA, 5.8S rRNA, LSU-rRNA); endonucleolytic cleavage in ITS1 to separate SSU-rRNA from 5.8S rRNA and LSU-rRNA from tricistronic rRNA transcript (SSU-rRNA, 5.8S rRNA, LSU-rRNA); small-subunit processome assembly. The transcript has a single exon. NCBI's taxonomy places the organism in Eukaryota, Metazoa, Chordata, Mammalia, Dasyuromorphia, Dasyuridae. Bases 25 to 834 code for a protein of 269 amino acids. Gene Ontology annotation, molecular function: RNA binding. Gene Ontology annotation, cellular component: nucleolus. The record is from RefSeq and is a predicted model, not a curated record.
UCCUAACCCUUAAAUUGGUCCCGGAUGGCGUUGAGCGCGGCGAGACUGGAGCCGGGCACCGAAGGGUUCGGCGUGACUUCUCCGCGGGAGCCCGAGCCCGAGUCCGAGCCCGACUUCGCGCCGGCAUCUUCGGGGCCGGGAGGGGAACUCGGAGGUGACGGGAAGCGAGUAAUGCCCGGCAUCCUGUACCUGGGGCAUAUCCCGCCGCGCUUCCGGCCCCUGCAUGUGCGGAACCUGCUCAGCGGUCACGGCGAAAUCGGUCGCGUCUUCUUCCAGCCGCAGGCCCGAUCGGGCCGAGCGGGGAAAACCCGGAGCUGCCGCCGCUGGGGGCAGGACUACACCGAGGGCUGGGUGGAGUUCCGGGACAAGCGGGUGGCCAAGCUGGUGGCGGCCAGCCUGCACCACACGCCCAUGGGCGCCCAGCGCCGAAGCCCCUUCCGGUACGAUCUGUGGAACCUCAAGUACUUGCACCGAUUCAAGUGGAGCCAUUUGAGCGAGCGCCUGGCCUGUGAGCGGCAGGGGAGGCAGCAGCGCCUCCGGGCCGAGGUCGCCCAGGCCAAGCGCGAAACGGACUUUUACCUGCGGAGCGUGGAGAAGGGCAGACGUUUCCUGGAGAAGGCGGAAGUCGCGCUGGCCGCGGGCCAGGAGGAAUCGGUCGCGGCGGAUAAGAGCUGGGGCUUCCUCCAGCGCCCCACGGAGAUGGAGAUCCGGAAGCACCGAGAAGAGAUUCAGCCCGGCCAGGGCAGGGACCAGCAACUCCAGAUGCCCGAGUCUGCCAAGAAGGCUCAGCCGAACGAGUCGCUGCUAGCCAAGAUCUUCCGUCCUGCAGCCUGAGCGCUUGCGAAACUGACUUCGGUAAUCUCAGCCCCUUGGGGAUCACCCCGCAGAAAGUGGAGCUGUAGAUCCAGUUCACUUCUGGAUUUUCUGCCCAUUUGAAGCCUUCCACUUACUCGUUUGUUCGACAAACUUCAGGAUGUAAUUUUUUCCUUUCAAACAAUAAAAUCUUGCCAUUGGGGGAGAAAAAAAGUUUUAACUAGGUGGC